AUGGGCCCCUCUGGCGUCGGGAAGAGUACUUUCAUCAACUACCUUGCAGGCGAAGAUAUCGUUCGGGUUGGCCAUGAUAUGCAAAGUUGCACCACACAACUUCAGCCGAUUGUUGUGAGUCCACCGCAUUCAAUUCUGUUUCGCGACAGAAGAGUGGUGCUUGUCGAUACUCCUGGAUUCGAUGAUACUUUUGCGGCGGAAUCAGAAGUCUUGAACCGCAUUGCUUCUUGGCUUGCGCAUCUCGCCGAUACGAAACUUGGUGGGCUUAUCUACCUUCACGACAUUUCCUUGCCUCGAAUGAAAGGUACCGCUCUGAGGAACCUUGAGGUAUUCAAGAAACUUUGUGGGGAUCGGGCUUUGCGUAGUGUUGUCCUUGGUACGACAAAGUGGACGGAACUGCCGGUGGCGUCCACUUCUGUCGAAGAUGUUGGAGAACAACGGCUCAAAGAACUUUGUGGCAAAUACUGGCUGGAAAUGAUUGAACGUGGAUCAAUUGUCCGCAAAUUUGAGGACACACAGCAAUCUGCGUGGGACAUGGUGGACUCAGUUCUUGCAUAUGAUGUGAUUAUCCCUGUAAUCGGCGUGACUGGGGUUGGGAAAAGCCUGUUUGUUAAUACCCUCGCCGGCAAGCCUGAAGUCGUCGUCGGAGAUGAUCUUCAAUCAUGCACCGAUAAAGUCCAGCCCGUGACCAUCAAUCCAAGCCUGGUGAACAGUCGAAAGGCUUCGUAUCAUGGGAGAAGACUGAUCGUCGUAGACACGCCUGGCUUUGACUCUACUUUCGGGGAUGAUGCUACAACGUUAAGAGGAAUCGUUGAGAAUUUGGCAACCAGAUAUGGACCAGACAUAAAGAUCGGCGGAAUCAUCCACCUUCACGAUGUGAACCUCCGACCACACCACGACUUUUCCAAAUAUCUUGAUAAAAUUUGUGAACUAUUCACCGAACCUAAGACGCUCAUCCUUGGCACCACGAAGUGGGGGGCUGACGACGCCAGGCGUGCUGAACGGGAGUGUAAACUUGACAGCCUCAUCAACCACUUUUGGGGCAAGCUAAUCAAGGACGGCGCAACAGUUCGUAAAUUUACAGGCAGCCAAGACUCGGCCUGGGAGAUGGUCGAGGCGAUACUCGAUGAUGGUAAAAGCACCCUAUGUCGAACGGAGGUCCUUCAGAUUCAGGAGGAAUUGGUUCAUGCGAAGAAGCUCGUUGCCGACACAGAGGCGGGCCAACAACUGCGCUAUUGUCUUGACAAACUACUUAGAACCCCAAAGAGUAAACAACUCUCGACAGAUUCCCUUUCUAUUGAAAUGCUCAAUCCUGCCCAAAUUGCCGGUAUUCGUGCACAAAUCAAGGCAUUGCAUAUUCCAUUCUCUUACCGCGUCUUACGAUUCUUCGGAGUACUCGCACCAAAGAAUAAAUUACUGGGAUGA
Molecule: messenger RNA, 1425 nt
Organism: Laccaria bicolor S238N-H82
Lineage: Eukaryota; Fungi; Basidiomycota; Agaricomycetes; Agaricales; Hydnangiaceae
Exons: 6
Coding region: 1-1425 (474 amino acids)
Molecular function (GO): GTP binding
Source: RefSeq, a predicted model, not a curated record